CAAUCCAUCCACGACUGACGACAGUCACCUACGCCAUCCCAUCCCCGUCGCUCAUUUACCAGUAUCACCGAGGCGCUUGACAUUGUCCAACUACAAUUGACCAUUGCAGACAUUGGCGCCUCUUUUUAAAAGAUCAGAUCAUAACUAUCUACCCCUUCGCCCGGCGAGACAUCAGCAGAUCAGACUGGCAUCAUGGCACCCAAGAUUGAGCCCCAGGAGAUAGAGACAUACUGGAACAUCUUCUCUGCGCGGACCGGCGGGGGGAAAUACCUGACGGGCGAACAAGCUGCCCCAGUCCUCAAGAACAGCAGUCUGCGCGAUGAUCAGCUCGAAAGAGUAUGGGACCUCGCAGACGUCGACAAUGACGGCAAUCUCGAUUUCGAGGAGUUCUGCGUGGCUAUGCGAAUCAUCUUUGACAUCCUCAACGGCGAAUACUCGGACGUCCCGACAUCGAUCCCCGACUGGCUCGUCCCAGAGUCCAAAGCGCAUCUCGUGCAGGCGUCGCACGCGCUCACCGGCAAACAACCACAAUUCGAGCAAGUCGAGGACGAUUCAGAUGACCAAGGUCUCAAGGACGGGUUCGAUUGGUAUAUGAAGCCUGCGGACAAGGCCAAGUACGAGUCCAUCUACCAGGAGAACCGAGACAUGCGCGGCGAAAUCUCAUUCGCCGCUUUGGAAGACCUGUACGAAUCGCUCGAUGUACCCGACACAGAUAUCCGAUCCGCGUGGAACCUGGUCAACCCGUCUGCGCACUCGACCAUCAGCAAGGACGCGGCCCUUGCCUUCCUCCACAUACUCAACAAUCGCCACGACGGGUUCCGCAUCCCGCGCACAGUGCCUGCGUCUCUCCGAGCCAGCUUUGAGCGCAAUCAGAUUGACUACCAAGUCGACAACCAGAAGAGCUCGCGAUGGGCGACGAAAUCCGACGACUCGACCAGCACGGGGCGCAAGACAAAGUUCGGAGAGCAGUAUCUGUCCAGACUAGGACGGAGCGGGUUCAAGACGCAGGGAACGGAUUUCUCAACAGAGAAGACAGAAGACUGGGAAGAGGUGCGCCUGAAGCGCCAGCUCCAAGAUCUGGAGGAGAAGAUUCGCAAAGUCGAGGAGAUUGCCGAGCGCAAAUCGGGCGGGAAGCGGGACUCGAAACCGGCUCUCGUCAAGAAGGAGUUGGACCAGCUCUUGGACUACAAGAGGCGGCAGCUCCGCGAGUUGGAGGAGGGCUCAUCCAAGAGCACGGGCGGCAACCUGAAGAGCAUUGGCGAGGACUUGCAGACGGUGCGCGAGCAAGUAGAGGGCUUGGAGUCACAUCUCGCGUCCAGGAACCAGGUGCUGGAACAGCUACGGCAGGAGAUUGAGAACGAGAAGGCCGGGAGGUGAGAGCAUACAGAACAGCGGGGCAUUAAUCUUCAAGGACAUAUUCUAUGUGACUUUCCUCCAACCUUCUGUGGACUUAUUAGAAAGCACUGCCAUCGACGUACUUGGGUGUCCUCUCGCGACCGAGCGUGCGGCCCUUCAUGGCCCAGAUGGCGAU
Molecule: messenger RNA, 1531 nt
Organism: Emericellopsis atlantica
Lineage: Eukaryota; Fungi; Ascomycota; Sordariomycetes; Hypocreales; Bionectriaceae
Product: actin cytoskeleton-regulatory complex protein END3-domain-containing protein
Exons: 3
Coding region: 193-1377 (394 amino acids)
Biological process (GO): endocytosis; endosomal transport; actin filament organization
Cellular component (GO): cytoplasm; mating projection tip; actin cortical patch
Molecular function (GO): calcium ion binding; protein binding
Source: RefSeq, a predicted model, not a curated record